AUGGUCAGCUCCUGUUGUGGCCCCGUCUGCUCUGACCAGGGCUGUGGCUUCGGCCUUUGCCAGGAAACCUGCUGCUGCCCCAGCUGCUGCAUCUCCAGCUGCUGCCGCCCCUCCUGCUGUGGCUCUAGCUGCUGUGGCUCCAGCUGCUGCAGGCCCAGCUGCUGCAUCUCCAGCUGCUGCCGCCCCUCCUGCUGUGGCUCCAGCUGUUGCUGCCCUGGCUGUGGCCUGCGUCCAGUCUGUGGCCGGGUUUCCUGCCACACCACUUGCUACCGCCCAACCUGUGUCAUCUCCACCUGCCCGCGCCCCAUGUGCUGCCAGACUACCAGAUGCAGGACCACCUGCUGCCGCCAUACCUGCAGUGUGUCCAACUGCUGACUCCCCAGCUGCAGUGUGCCCAGCUGCUGCUGCCCCUCCUACUGCAUCUGCAGCUGCUGCCACCCCUCCUGCUGUGGGUCUAGCUGCUGUGACUCUAGCUGCUGCAGGACCAGCUGCUGCAUCUCCAGCUGCUGCUGCCUCUCUGGCUGUGGCUUUAGCUACAGUGGCUCCAGCUACUGUAGGCCCAGCUGCUGCAUAUCCAGCUGCUCCCGCCCAUCCUGCUUCGGUUCCAGCUGCUGCAGGCCCAGAUGUUGCAUAUUCAGCUGCUGCCACCCUUCUUGUGGUGGUUCCAGCUGCUGUGACACCAGCUGAUACUG
This is a messenger RNA of Manis javanica (Malayan pangolin), 692 nucleotides long. Lineage: Eukaryota; Metazoa; Chordata; Mammalia; Pholidota; Manidae. The record is from RefSeq and is a predicted model, not a curated record.